Neomonachus schauinslandi (Hawaiian monk seal) is the source of this 1946-nucleotide messenger RNA. RefSeq names its product menin 1 (gene MEN1). Gene Ontology annotation, biological process: regulation of transcription by RNA polymerase II; negative regulation of cell cycle; negative regulation of cell population proliferation. Bases 19 to 1869 code for a protein of 616 amino acids. Lineage: Eukaryota; Metazoa; Chordata; Mammalia; Carnivora; Phocidae. The transcript is spliced from 10 exons. The record is from RefSeq and is a predicted model, not a curated record. Gene Ontology annotation, cellular component: nucleus; chromatin; histone methyltransferase complex. Gene Ontology annotation, molecular function: chromatin binding; transcription cis-regulatory region binding; Y-form DNA binding.
CGUGGUGCCUUGUGUGGGAUGCCGAGGCCCGCCGCCAUGGGGCUGAAGGCCGCCCAGAAGACGCUGUUCCCGCUGCGCUCCAUCGACGACGUGGUGCGCCUGUUCGCUGCCGAGCUGGGCCGAGAGGAACCGGACUUGGUGCUCCUAUCCUUGGUACUGGGCUUCGUGGAGCAUUUCCUAGCUGUCAACCGCGUCAUCCCCACCAAUGUGCCCGAGCUCACCUUCCAGCCCAGCCCCGCGCCCGACCCACCCGGCGGGCUUACCUACUUCCCUGUGGCCGACCUAUCCAUCAUCGCCGCGCUGUAUGCCCGCUUCACCGCCCAGAUACGUGGCGCCGUCGACCUGUCUCUCUACCCGCGAGAGGGGGGUGUCUCCAGCCGAGAACUGGUAAAGAAGGUCUCCGAUGUCAUCUGGAACAGCCUCAGCCGCUCCUACUUCAAGGAUCGGGCCCACAUACAAUCCCUCUUCAGCUUCAUCACAGGCACUAAACUGGACAGCUCUGGUGUGGCCUUUGCCGUGGUGGGGGCCUGCCAGGCUCUGGGUCUCCGGGAUGUCCACCUGGCCCUGUCUGAGGACCAUGCCUGGGUAGUGUUUGGGCCCAACGGAGAACAGACAGCUGAGGUCACUUGGCAUGGCAAGGGCAACGAAGAUCGCAGGGGCCAGACAGUCAACGCGGGUGUGGCUGAGCGGAGCUGGCUGUACCUGAAAGGAUCAUACAUGCGCUGUGACCGAAAGAUGGAGGUGGCAUUUAUGGUGUGUGCCAUCAACCCUUCCAUUGACCUGCACACCGACUCCCUGGAGCUGCUGCAGCUGCAGCAGAAGCUGCUCUGGCUGCUCUACGACCUGGGACAUCUGGAAAGGUACCCCAUGGCACUGGGGAACCUGGCAGAUCUGGAGGAACUGGAGCCCACCCCUGGCCGGCCAGACCCACUCACCCUCUACCACAAGGGCAUUGCCUCAGCCAAGACCUACUACCGGGAUGAGCACAUCUACCCCUACAUGUACCUGGCUGGCUACCACUGUCGCAACCGCAAUGUGCGCGAAGCCCUCCAGGCCUGGGCUGACACGGCCACUGUCAUCCAGGACUACAACUACUGCCGUGAAGACGAGGAGAUCUACAAGGAGUUCUUUGAAGUAGCCAAUGAUGUCAUCCCCAACUUGCUGAAGGAGGCAGCUAGCCUGCUGGAGGCUGGCGAGGAGCGGCCAGGGGAGCAGACCCAGGGGACCCAGAGCCAGGGUUCUGCCCUCCAGGACCCAGAGUGCUUCGCCCACCUGCUGCGGUUCUAUGACGGCAUCUGCAAGUGGGAAGAGGGCAGCCCCACGCCCGUGCUGCACGUGGGCUGGGCCACCUUCCUCGUGCAGUCCCUAGGCCGCUUCGAGGGACAGGUGCGGCAGAAGGUGCGCAUCGUGAGCCGCGAGGCCGAGGCGGCUGAGGCCGAGGAGCUGUGGGGCGAGGAAGCCCGGGAGGGACGGCGGCGAGGCCCCCGGCGUGAGUCCAAGCCCGAGGAGCCGCCGCCGCCUAAGAAGCCGGCGCUGGACAAGGGCCCGGGCGGAGGCCAGGGGGCGAUGUCAGGACCCCCUCGGAAGCCCCCAGGGACAGUCCCCGGCACUGCGCGCGGCCCUGAAGGAGGCAGCACGGCUCCGGCGCCUGCACCCGCAGCGUCGCCGCCACCGGAGGGUCCGGUGCUCACUUUCCAGAGCGAGAAGAUGAAGGGCAUGAAGGAGCUGCUGGUGGCCACCAAGAUCAACUCAAGCGCCAUCAAGUUGCAGCUCACGGCGCAGUCUCAAGUGCAGAUGAAGAAGCAGAAGGUGUCCACACCUAGCGACUACACUCUUUCCUUUCUCAAGCGCCAGCGCAAGGGCCUCUGAACGACCUGUCAGCCCUUGCGGUGCGGGGAGGAGGGCGCCACCCCAGUCACCCCCACUCCCCCGCCCGCCCCUUGAGU